AUGGCUGGCUUCCUGCUGCUGCCUCUGGUCCUUCACAUCCAGUUAGGAUUCAUCCUUGGAUCCAGCCCCGGCUUGGACGGACGGUCCGCGCAACAGAGGGAGAAAGUGGACAGAUAUGAGAAGCAACCGAUUUACAACAGACAUCAGUCCCCGAACCCAUCAAAUGCGGCCAGAUCUUCCAAGAGCGGCGGCGGCAGCCCACAUCAACAACAUGACAGUCUGCCCACUCCUAUCUGGGCUUUCCUUCACACUGGAGACCCUUCCAAGCUUGGCUAUGCUAACUGUACUAAGAGAUACCAAUUGUCAAAUUUAAAAGAGGCCUCUGAUGCAGUGAACAUCCACCCAUCACUCCACAGUGCCAUGGACACCGUAGUCCAUGCCACCAAUUUCUUAAAUAUGAUCUUACAAACUAAUGGGGUUCGGGAGCUGACCAUUAAGGAGGAUAUUGAGUGGUAUCACGCUCUAGUUAGGAGUAUUCUGGAGGGCGACCCCAAAGUCCAUCGAGCGGUGGUGACUUUUGAUGUCCAGCCAUUCACCUCCCCUCCCCAGCUCUUCCUCCAGGCCACCAGGAUAGACAACCAGAUCUUCCUUCAAGAUCUGUCAGCCGGCGCUCGUCACUUGGCGAACCACAGCAUCGAGACAGAGUGGUUCAACCGCCUGAAACAGCAGCGCUCCCCCGAGUCUUACCUUCAUAGGAAGCUGCUGAGGGAUGAGUUGAAGUCGGUCCAUUCCUCCAUGCGGAAGAGAGGCAUGAGGUACCUGGUGGAUAAAACUCACAUCAAGUGGUCGGCGCCCUACCUGGAAUGUGAACACGGGAAAUACAAGCCUCUGUGGCUGCUGACUCUCUCCACGUCCUUUUACGGGUUGAAGCCGGAUUUCAAGCCCGAGUUUAGGGGUGUUGUUAGAGUUGACAUAAAUCUGCAGAAUGUGGACAUUGACCAGUGUUCAACUGAAGGAUGGUUUGGAGGAACACACAAAUGCAGACUCAACAGUACUAAGUGUAUUUCACCUAAAGGCCGAGGAUUCAUGCUGGGAGCUUAUGACUGUUCUUGUAAACCUGGAUUCUAUCGUCCCGGUGGCGUCUCACUGAAAAGCUUUGAUGGUAAAGGGCCUGUCCACCAUCGACAAGGCACAGGUCAGGAGUUAUCUGAGGAGUCGCGAAUGUGCCUUCCCUGCAGGAAUGGAUGCAGCUCAUGUCAAGAUGACAGUCCCUGUCAUGCAGAGAAGGACAAGCACCUGCGCAUUGCCAUCAUCGCGUUCCAAACCUUCUGCAUGCUGUUGGAUUUCAUUGCUAUGCUAGUGGUCUACCACUUCCACAGGUGUAAGAGUAUCAGAGCGUCAGGACUGGUGUUGCUAGAGACAAUUCUUUUUGGCGCUUUACUUCUGUAUUUUCCAGUUGUUAUACUGUACUUUGAGCCAAGUAUAUUCAGAUGUAUUCUUCUUCGAUGGGUUCGUCUUCUAGGCUUUUCAAUUGUUUAUGGGACAGUAACUCUCAAGCUAUACAGAGUUUUGAAGGUUUUCCUCUCACGAACAGCACAACGAGUCCCUUACAUGACCAGCUGGAGAGUGGUGAGGAUGUUGGGAAUCAUUCUGCUGAUAGUGUGCUGGUUCCUAAUCUCGUGGACAUCUGCUGUGUGUGAAAAUUUGGAUAGGAAUGUUUCACUGAUUGUCCAGGGACAAACCGCAGAUGGCCUGAAGUUUAAUAUGUGUCUGCUGGACCGCUGGGACUACAUGAUGGCCAUUGCUGAAUUUCUCUUCCUCCUCUGGGGGGUAUUUCUCUGCUAUGCAGUACGGACAGUACCAUCAGCAUUUCAUGAACCACGCUACAUGGCUGUAGCUGUCCAUAAUGAACUCAUUAUAUCUGCUGUAUUCCAUACCAUCAGGUUUACACUGGCAUCAAGCCUCCACAAUGAUUGGAUGCUCAUGCUGUUCUUUGUUCACACCCAUCUGACUGUGACCGUCACUCUGUGUUUACUUCUGAUUCCUAAGUUUCUUCAAGCAAGCAUCAACCCCAGAGAUGACAUAGCAACAGAGGCCUAUGAAGAUGAACUUGACAUGGGCAGAUCAGGGUCAUACUUGAACAGCAGCAUCACCUCAGCCUGGAGUGAGCACAGCCUAGAUCCUGACGACAUUAGGGAUGAGCUGAAGAAACUAUAUGCACAGCUGGAGAUCUACAAAAGGAAAAUGAUGACAGCUAAUAACCCACAUCUGCAAAAGAAGAGAAGCUCUAAGAAAGGUUUAGGACGAUCAAUCAUGAGGCGCAUCACUGAAAUCCCUGAGACAGUGAGUAGACAAUGCAGCAAAGAGGACAAGGAACAUUCAGAGCUUUCCAUAGCCAGGAACAGCAUCACUAUUGGUCGGAGGAAUCCAUUUGAUCCCACUAGCUCGAGUGUGAAAACAAAAGAAGACUUUAUGAAAAAUAAAGCAUUACUACUACAAAAAUCUCUCAGUAGCUAUGACCAUAUGAGAGAUCAAGGUGAAGAUUCCAACAUUUCUGUUGCAGACAAAAUGGAAGUUUCCAGCACAGAAGCUGGACUCGUAGAUUCACUAAUGGGGAAAAAGUUAUCCAAAAAGACACAUGAGAAGGGAGACAGCAUUUCUACAGAAUCCGUUCCUCUAGUGUGCAAGUCUGCUAGUGCACAUAACUUAAGUGUAGACAAAAAGCCCUUGCAUCCAAGAACAUCUAUGUUGCAGAAAUCCCUCAGUGUUAUUGCCAGUGCAAAGGAAAAAACGUUGGGAAUGACCGGCAAAGCGCAAAGCAUGGACGAUCAUACAAAACAUUAUAAAGGACAGCAAAGAGGUAAAGAUACUAACAAAAGUCAUCCCUCAGCAGAUAACAAUGAAAUGGGAGCAUCCCAACCAAAAAACUCUUUGAGCCACUCUUCGAUUUCUGAAGAGGCAAAAAAAGCUCCAAAAGCUGGAAUAAUGAAGCAACAUAUUAACAGUCAAUCGACAAUUAUUCCUGAUACAGCAAACUCUCGACUGAGCGAUCCAUUUGAUAGAGCUGAAGUCUGUCCAUGGGAGCUACAGGACCAGUCACCUACUCCUUCAGAAUCAAGAGUUCAAAAACAUGUAUCUAUUGCACCAGUGGAAUCACAAAAUAUUCAUAGUUCGCAUUCAAAUGUGAAGGCUCAGAACACCAACAAACACAAAUCUGGGGAAAACAUUGCUAAACAAAAACAAGCAACACAAGGCAAUAUUGAGAAAUCAGAAGUGUGCCCCUGGGACUUUGAGGAGCCACAAUCAAGCCUGCCAGAGGGUAGGAAGCCUAUAACUCAGCAGCCUGAUACUAUUUCCAUUGCAAAAGAUAUGGAUUCAAAUAACGUAGCCAAAGUUUUUGAGAUUCAUCCUUGGGACUUCAAGGAAAUGCCAAGCAAGACAUUGGAGAAGAGCCAGAUUGUGAAAGGGGAUGGGAAUAAAGGAGAGAAGACAGAUGGAAAGGACAAAGAGAUCACACCAGAGACCCUAACAUCAAGCUGUAGCCUACAACAAGUUAAUAGAGCAAAUGUUUGUCCUUGGGAGUUCGAACCAUCAGAGUCACCAGAAUCAGAGAAGAGCCUAGCUUCAGCUGCCUCAACCUCUUUAUUAAACAGUAUACCCCAGAAAAAGUCAAUGAUGAAAGGGUUCGGGAUAUCUGUGAAAACUUUGGUAUCUGCAGGAAAAGGCAAGGAGGCAGAGAAAGCAAAAGAAAGAAAAGAUGAUAAGGUAAAAGCGAAGGGAAAAUAUAAGGAAAAGGACAUGAAAGAUGAAAACCUAGUGGACAAAUCUAAUGUGGCUGAAAGCAGUCCUUGGGAAGUCAAAGUAACCCCUGGGUCUGCAACUGGAAAGAGCAAAAAGAUAAACAACAAUGGAGCAGGAAAGGAAAGAGGCAAGCUUGCCGAAAAAUGUCCUUGGGAGGCCGAGGACAGCAGCCCCAUUCUACAAGUAGCAGAAGGAGACACAGUUGCAGCUAAGGACAAUAAAAAUUCACAUGGCAUUGAUGUAGAUACAUCAAAAAUGGCCUCAAUAUGUCCUUGGGAUUUUGAUGAUCAAACAUCGGGAAAAAAUGUGUGA
Carcharodon carcharias (great white shark) is the source of this 4053-nucleotide messenger RNA. RefSeq names its product G protein-coupled receptor 158a (gene gpr158a). Gene Ontology annotation, cellular component: membrane. Bases 1 to 4053 code for a protein of 1350 amino acids. The record is from RefSeq and is a predicted model, not a curated record. Gene Ontology annotation, molecular function: G protein-coupled receptor activity. Lineage: Eukaryota; Metazoa; Chordata; Chondrichthyes; Lamniformes; Lamnidae. Gene Ontology annotation, biological process: G protein-coupled receptor signaling pathway. The transcript has 14 exons.